Molecule: messenger RNA, 639 nt
Organism: Symbiodinium natans
Lineage: Eukaryota; Dinophyceae; Suessiales; Symbiodiniaceae
Source: the annotation of a GenBank genome assembly
AUGGACGAGAAGUACCAGAGGAUCAAGGUGCUCGGCAAGGGAUCCUUCGGCAAGGCGUACCUCGUCAAGAACACCGAGGAGAAUGCGCUCUGCGUCGUCAAGCAGAUGGAGACAUCUGCCAUGGAACCCAAGGAACGCAACGAAGCGGUGAAAGAGGCGAUGCUGUUGAAAAAGAUGGAUCAUCCGAACAUCGUCCGGUUCAAGGAGGAUGGGCAGCUGCUGCCUGGAAGAGGCGGCGCCACGGGCAUUCACGCCCCAUCCGCCGGCCGCGCGGAGGCGCUGAAGAACAUCGGCCGCAAUAUGGUCCUCUCCGGAUCCGCCGAGGUCCCCCGAGAUGGCCAUGAGGAGUGGCUGCAGCAGUGGACGCGGACCGGCUCCUUGGCCCCCUUUGCGACGAACUACUUUGUGCGCGAGGCACCAGCCCACAUGCAGUGGCACAGCAACGGGCAAGCAAAGGGCUCGACCUUGACAGCACAGCGGGUGCUGAACAAAGGCGGCCCGGAGGCCCUCCUGUCAGAGACGGCGAGGUCACUGGCCCGACACCCUCCACAGGAGGGCCUCCGUGCGGCCGGCGCGCCGUCUGGCCGCACCGACAGGGACUUCGGGAGGAUCGGCGCCCUGAAUUGCGGACGGUACUGA